UCUAUGCUGCUCAAGCCUCAGGAGCUCCUUCCCUCGAUAACACCAAUGUGGAAGAGGAAAAUGGUCGGAUUAGGAGAGGGAAGAGGAGGGAUGGGGUUGGUCAAGAUGUUACUCUUUCUGCUGGCAUCCACAUCAACGGGUUCAAUAAGAACAGAAAGUAGAUCAAAAAACACAACUUUUCCCCUCCCUCUUUCCUGCCCAAAAAAUUGUGGGAAUAUCAGCUUCGAGUAUCCUUUCGGCAUCGGCGAUGGUUGUUUUCGGCCGGGCUUUAAUCUUACCUGCAGAAACCAUUCCACCAGCGCUCCCAGGCUUUUCCUGGGUGAUGGCACCGUCGCGGUAACGAGAAUUGACAUGAACAAGGGGUUGGUAUAUAUCAAACCACCAACUGUCGUCAUGGGUGUCGACGAUGAGUUUAUAAGCACCUCACUGAUUGAUCUGGAGAAUUGGCCUUACUCCUUUAAGUUAAAGGAACUGAUGACACGUAAUUCUUCUCAAGAAUUGACAUCUAACAGAGUUUACGUUGUAGGUUGUAGCGCUCUCGCCAGUAUAGUGGAUCUUACUACCAAUAAAACCAUUAGCAAUUGUUUUAGUAUUUGCAUUGCCAGUGAGCCGAGUCAAUAUUCAGAGCCGUACGACAUUGACAGUAGAUAUUGCACAUUGGAUCUAUCUUCUAUGAAUACAGCUGCCUUGGAGAUUCACCUAACUCGACUCAAUCUAACCGAGUUACACUUGGUGAAUACCUCCAACAUCAAUGUCGUCAUGUUCAAUGGUGAUGAUGAUUAUGAUCUUCAAGGAGUAUUAAACGGAAGUAGAACGAAUGUGGAGGCCACCCUGGCAUGGUACAUGAAUGAUCAUCUUUCAUGUAAAGAGGCCAUUAAUACUGAUACAUACGCCUGCGUCAGUCAAAAUAGUCUUUGCCGUGAUGUCAUGACUGAUACAAUCUACUUGAGUAAUAGCAUUGGAUAUUUGUGUCAAUGUUCCGCAAGUUAUCAAGGCAAUCCCUAUGUACCUAAUGGCUGUCAAGAUAUUGACGAGUGCAGCUUUCCCGAGAUAUAUCUUUGCUAUGGGAUUUGCAUUAACACGAUGGGCGGUUAUAGUUGCAUCCCCGACAAAAGGCACACUCUUGUGUUAGGUGUCAUCAUUGGUGCAAGCAACGGCAUAGGCCUAUUACUCUUAUGUUCGAGUCUCCUCAUCCUGAGAAGGAAAUGGAAAAAAAGAAAACAAAAGAAAACUAGAGAACAAUACUUCCAUCAGAAUCAUGGUUUACUGCUACAACAAUUAAUCUCGUCUACUGAAGAUAUUAGUGAGAGAACAAAGAUAUUUUCUCUGGAGGAGAUGGAGAUGGCAACUAAUAAUUUUGAUGAGACUCGAGUGCUCGGCCGCGGCGGACAUGGAACGGUUUACAAAGGAAUUUUAUCAGAUCAACGUGUAGUCGCCGUCAAAAAAUCUAAAUAUGUGAAACAAAGUGAGAUAGACCAGUUCAUCAACGAGGUUGCAGUUCUUUCUCAGAUUAAUCACAGGAAUAUUGUUAAGCUUUUCGGGUGUUGCUUGGAAACUGAAGUUCCCUUAUUGAUUUAUGAGUUUAUCUCGAAUGGGACUCUUUUAGAUCAUCUCCAUAUUCCAGAAGGUAACUCUAUAUUAUCAUGGGAUGAUCGCUUGAGGAUUGCUGUUGAGGCUGCCGGAGCGCUCGCUUAUUUACACUCGGCUGCUUCAAUUUCGAUAUUUCAUAGAGAUGUCAAAUCAUCAAAUGUUCUCUUAGAUGAUCAUUUAACUGCCAAAAUAUCAGAUUUUGGAUCCUCAAGACUUAUUCCACUCGACCAAACUCAUUUACUCACUGCUGUGCAAGGCACCUUUGGAUACCUUGACCCGGAGUACUAUCAGACCAGUCAGUUGACAGAGAAGAGCGAUGUUUAUAGUUUCGGAGUCAUUCUUCUAGAACUUUUAACAGGUAAAAAGCCAAUCUUCUCCACUGAAUGUGAGGACAGACUAAAUCUAUCGAUACAUUUUCUUCAAACGGUGAGAGCGAAUCGCCCCUUUGAUCUUAUAGAUGAUCUUAUUAUGAAAGAAGCGAUCGAAGAAGAGCUCAUCGACAUGAUUGGAUUGGUAGAAAUGUGUUUAAGAUUGAAAGGGGUUAAACGGCCUACGAUGAAAGAGGUGGAGGAUAAAUUACAGAACUUGAGAAGGAUCAGACUGAAAAAAACAGGACAUUGUUUGGUUAAAGGUGACGAAGAAACCGAGCAUCUGCUGAGAGACUCACCUUAUGCCUCCUCUGAAGUCGUCGACCCAGCAAAUCAAGGUACAUCGAGGAAUUAUACCUUAGAGAAAGAAUUUAUGUGGUCGCAUCAUUACCCACGGUGAGUUUGUAUUCGAUGUUCAAAUCAUUAUUGACUGCUUGAAUGCCACUGAAUAAGCUUCCUUCUGCUCGAGGAUCGUAUGUAAUGGUCAUAUGGGUAAUGUUAUGUUCCAAACAUGUUCCUCAAACAGUUUCCAUCUUAUGGCUCUAUCACAUAUAUGAUCGAGUUGGUGGGAAUGGCAUGUAGAAUUAGUAGGUAUGUGUCUGUACUCUACUUGUGUUGUAAUGUUCAGAGAACUACCCUUUAAUAUGAUG
Messenger RNA from Musa acuminata AAA Group (dessert banana), 2608 nucleotides. RefSeq names its product putative wall-associated receptor kinase-like 16. The record is from RefSeq and is a predicted model, not a curated record. NCBI's taxonomy places the organism in Eukaryota, Viridiplantae, Streptophyta, Magnoliopsida, Zingiberales, Musaceae. The coding region runs from base 4 to 2358 and encodes 784 amino acids. Gene Ontology annotation, cellular component: plasma membrane. Gene Ontology annotation, molecular function: polysaccharide binding; ATP binding; protein serine/threonine kinase activity. Gene Ontology annotation, biological process: protein phosphorylation; cell surface receptor signaling pathway. The transcript is spliced from 4 exons.